Trichoderma reesei QM6a is the source of this 705-nucleotide messenger RNA. RefSeq lists its product as uncharacterized. The transcript has a single exon. Bases 1 to 705 code for a protein of 234 amino acids. Lineage: Eukaryota; Fungi; Ascomycota; Sordariomycetes; Hypocreales; Hypocreaceae. The record is from RefSeq and is a predicted model, not a curated record.
AUGCCUUACACAACUCCUCCCUACCCCGUCUCCCGCAGCCCAAGCCCCUCCCGCCUCCCCUCCAACAACCAACCCCAACGCACCACCUCCUCCAUCCCUCCCUACCCCGUCUCCCAAGGCCCCAGCUCAACCCUCCCCUACUCCGACAUCUCAGAGCUCGCACUCCCCAGCCCCCUCAUCCCCGUCGACCCCCGCCCCUUCCAGAGCAUCCAACUAAUCGGCCUCAAACGCAGCGCCUACGCCUCCUACGUCCCCCGUUCCGGUCCCAGUUCCCCGCUCUUCUACCCCGAAGACUGCCCCCACGGCCCUCCCUCCCCGACCCACGACUACUUUGGCGACAAGGACUACCCUCCUCGCUCUCUGAUCCUCACAGAGUCCCUCAUCGAGACGCUUCACACGGCCCUCAGCAUCGACAUUGUAGACGAGCUCGGCAUCGUCGUCAUCCUGCCCCCGACCUUUUCUCGGCCGCCGCAGUGGGAGGCUACGCUUUAUUCGCAGGAUCCGUCGCCAAAGGGAGAAUACAUCGAGCUGCUUGCGUACGGACCGAAUGCUGGUGUGAAUCCAAAGUAUCUCUCGGACGCGGCGUUGAUGAUUGAGAUCCGGGACGAGGCCAAGCUGGUGGAGAAUAUUGGGGAGGGAUUGACGUUUCGCUCGUUGAGACAUAUGCUCGAGGCAUAUUAUGAACUUUUGUACGGAUCAAGCUGA